UUCGUAUCUUACAUGUCGGUAAAAUAGUGUUCUGUAAAGUGACAACUAUGAAAUAUAAAACAGGCACGAAAUUUGCUUAAAAUAACGUUUUAAAGCCUUAAAUCAUCCAAGGAAGAUCUAAAAUCCAUACGAGAACGUUAUUUUUGUUUUUUAAGUCAUAAUUUAUGGUAGUUAAAACAUUUAAACUGCGGCUAUCUUCACGUUGGUCUUGAAAAGACCUGUCAAAUGUCAGUGGGUGAUUCAUUCCGAGACGUCAAAAAAUAACGGUGAAAGAUGGUUUCGCCGCAAGAAAACAGCAAAAGUACCUCCGAGGAGGCUCCCAAAGAUGGCAAAGAGGAGGAGAAAGUGAAUUUGUGGUCGCAGAUAUUGAACGACGUGCAAAAAAAUGGCAAUCCCAAAUUGUCCUCUCACAAGCAGAUUUUGGUUUUGGGGGACAAUGAGUCGGGUAAAACCACCAUGGUUGCUAAGUUGCAGGGGAUCGAGAAUUCCAGUAAAGGUUCAGGUUUGGAAUAUGCAUAUAUAGAUGUUCGAGAUGACUACAGAGAUGAUAAUACUCGUUUGAAUGUGUGGGUUUUGGAUGGGGAUCCGGCACAUACGGAUUUGUUGAAGUUUGCGUUGAAUGCGGAGACUUUCAAGGAGACUUUGGUGAUACUUACGGUUUCGAUGACGAGUCCGUGGGGGAUUUUAGAGCAGCUGCAGCAUUGGGUGUCUGUGCUGGCUGAUCAUGUGGAGAAGUUGAAAUUGGAUGUUGAUUUGAGGCAGAGUAAAAGACAAGAGUUGAUUAAAAUUUGGAGUGACUAUGUUGAACCAGGGGACGAGUUGGAUCCUGCUUCGCCUAUGAAGAGGAGUUCUAGAAAUUUGGGGGAUGGGGAUAAUGAGGAUUUUGAGGGGGUUCCUCUCCCUGAAGGGACUCUAAGUAAUAAUUUGGGUUUGGAUUUAUUGGUUGUGGUCACCAAGACUGAUUAUAUUAAUACUUUGGAAAAAGAGCAUGAUUAUAGAGAUGAGCAUUUGGAUUUUAUUCAAUCCAGUGUACGAAAAUUCUGUCUUCAGUAUGGGGCUGCUUGCUUCUAUAUAUCGGUAAAAGAGGAUAAAAAUUGCGAUUUACUCUACAAAUAUUUAACCCACCGUAUAUACAAUUUUCCCUUCCAUACACCAGCAUUGGUGGUUGAAAAAGAUGCUGUUUUUAUACCAUCUGGUUGGGACAACAUGAAAAAAAUAUCGAUUCUACACGAAAACAUGCAAACCUGCAAACCAGAUGAUUACUACAGGGACGUAAUUGUUCAACCGGCUACGAGAAAAACUGUUGGUAAAGAAACGGAAAUUUUAGCCGAAGAUGAGCAAGCGUUUUUGAUGAGGUUACAGCAAAUUUCUUUCGGAAGUGGGCCUCAGCCCACCGCAAGAAUGGGCGAAAGCCCCAUAAGGGUAUCACCCAUACCAGGUAUUCAAGGUACCCCUAAGAGGCUGGACGGUUCAAAAGUGGUAAGUUCCCCUGGAGGGGAGGGUGUAUUGGCGAAUUUCUUCAAUUCCCUCCUCCACAAAAAAACCGGUACACCCGGAAACUCCUUAAACAACUCAAAAAUACCCGGAAACGAGUCUUUAACCGAUAAAAACUCUAUGAGGUCAGACGCGGCAGCAGAAUUGGAUAGACUGGCAAGGGGGGGCAAAAAGGGCACCCCAAAUACCACUCCCAAUUCAAGCACCAACAAUUCCGGGGUAGAUUUUAACGCUUCCGAUUGUUAAGGGUUCAAAUCUAGCCCCGUUAAUUUUUUUGGUUCGAAGAUCUUCUUUCGCGUAUAUCUCGCUUAUUUUACAUCGGAGGUCAAAAUGUAGUAUACAUAAAAUGUACCCCGUAAAAUUCUCUACAAAAAAUAUAAAAUGCAUUUUUUACGUAAUACCAACCGUUUUGGAAAUAACGCGAUAUAUGUGCGAGGAGUCUUCAAUCAAUUUAAUAACAAAAUAAUAGGGCCAUUCUAACCAGGGUUCCACACAAUACAUCUAAAUUAAUCGCUAUUUUUUGCUUUCUCUCAAAUUAAACAUAAAAUUGUGAAGGUCACCCUGUAUAGUAAAUUUAUUUAUAUAUUAACUCAGCUAUUUAACAUAAAUAUGUAGGUAUAACUAAAAAAUUUUGUACGUUUUUUCCUUUCUUUGUUUCACAUAUUGUUUUUGGUGUCUAUUUGCUAAAAAUAAUAUUUCUGUGAUAGUUAAAGUACUAAUUAUUUGUUACUUAUUAUUAUUUAAUUUUCUUUGAAUAAAUAAAAUAAUAAACUUUUAUACACAUUGUUUUUUUAUUUUAAGAACCUCUCUAUGGAUUAAAAGAACAAAAAAUACAAAAAUAUUUUUAUUAACAAAAAACAGUAUAAAAAAUAAUAUAAACUCAAAAAUCGUCGAAAAUAUCAUCAGUAUUUAUCCCUUCAAAUAUAUUUUUUAUGAUAUCGGAUUUUUUAUUUUUUUCAAUUUUUUCUGUGGACUUGGUGCUAAUUUGACUUAAGGCAACCUCUUCAAAAUUAUCUGGGAUGUUGAAAUCAUCAUCAAAAAAAUCACAGUUUUCAUCAAAAAUGGAUUUUUCUUUUUUUGUUGUUUCCACAGUUUUAAUUUGGUUUAAAUUUGUGAAACUAUUAACUUUUAAUUUUGAUAAAUUUGGUUUAAUAAUUUUUUUGUGUUUUUCACUAAUUUCUUUAACAUUUCUCAGAAUUUCUUCACAACUCACUUCAUUAACAACAAUUUUUUUCACCCCAAGUGAUUUUUCGUGUAAAUCAUCCAAAGAUUUGGCCAUUUCCAUGGAAUAUAUCGUAAGUAAAUUAUUUGUGGUUAUGGUCAAAUAAUUGUUAUUUUCUCCUGUUGUGAGGACUCCAAAUUGUUUUAAAAUCACCACAGACCCUACAGUAAGAAAAUCUGAAUAUUCCUCAUAGAGAUUAUUCAAAAUUGUGCCUUGAAUUGAACCUAACCAAAAAAAAAUGUUAUUUAACAUUUUUAAAUAAAUUUCUUCACAAUACCAGAUUUAUCCUUCAAAGUUAUGUUAAUAGUGGGUAUUUUAGCAUUUGUAACCUCCAAAUUUUCUAUAACAGCCACCAAAAAUGGUACUUUUUGAUUAUACAAUUUUUUACAUCGUGUUUGACUUUUUAUCCAAUGUAUUGUAUAUUUAUCCAGUAAAAAUUGAUAAUCAUCAAAAUCUUCCAACAUUUUCAUCCACGGCUCCUCAUUAAAUUUAUUUUGAGGCAUUUGGGAACAUACAAAUACCUAAAAGGAUAUUACAGAAAUCCAAUCUAAAAAAACCUGUUUAAACAUACAUUUGACUCAUUAUCAUCUAAAUUUUCGUCUGGUAUAUCUUCAAAUAUUCUACUAGACUUUUUUCGGUCUGGUAAUAACCCUGCAGGGCCUGGAAAUUUCCUUUUUAUCACUUUACACUUGUUUAAACUUGUAUCACCCAAAUUUCCACAUACAUUUUUUUCAGUCUUACUCAAAAUCUCGUCUAUUUUAUCAUUAUUAAAACUGUUAU
Brassicogethes aeneus is the source of this 3496-nucleotide messenger RNA. The record is from the annotation of a GenBank genome assembly. Lineage: Eukaryota; Metazoa; Arthropoda; Insecta; Coleoptera; Nitidulidae.